Molecule: messenger RNA, 965 nt
Organism: Pygocentrus nattereri (red-bellied piranha)
Lineage: Eukaryota; Metazoa; Chordata; Actinopteri; Characiformes; Serrasalmidae
Gene: apobec2a
Product: apolipoprotein B mRNA editing enzyme, catalytic polypeptide-like 2a
Exons: 3
Coding region: 36-830 (264 amino acids)
Biological process (GO): cytidine to uridine editing
Cellular component (GO): nucleus; cytoplasm
Molecular function (GO): cytidine deaminase activity; RNA binding
Source: RefSeq, a predicted model, not a curated record
AAAUACAGCUCCUCCUGGUCAGUGUGAGGUCAGUGAUGGCGGAGAAGAGCAGCAGCGGUGUGAGCUCCAGGCUGGCCAUGAGGAGGAAGGAGAGAGUGGCGGAGAAAAAGACGGAGACGGAGGUGAAGAAGGAGGAACAGAAUGUAGAGAAGAGUGCAGAGGAUGGAGAGCAGGUGGAGGUGAACGGAGCAGGCGAAGCUGUGGCCAAUGGAGACGCCGAAGUGACCAAAGGAGCGGCCGGCAACGCUGGACAGGAUAAACCAGAACCAAUGGAGCUGCCACCCUUCGAAACUUUCACAGGGGACCGGAUGGACCCCUUCUCCUUUAAGUUCCAGUUUAAGAAUGUGGAGUACUCUUCUGGCCGCAAUAAGACAUUGCUGUGUUACCUGGUGGAUCAGAGCCAAGGAGUGGACGGUCUGCUGAGGGGCUUUGUGGAGGAUGAGCACGCGGGGGCUCACGCUGAGCUGGCCUUCUUCCACCUGGUUCUGCCGCAGUACGACCCAUCUGUUAACUACAAGGCCACCUGGUACGUGUCGUCCAGCCCUUGCGCCUCCUGCUGUGCCAAGCUGAUAGAGAUCCUGCAGGAGAGGAAGACGCUGCAGCUGACUAUCUUCUCCGCCCGUCUGCUGGACUUUGAGGAGCCGGACAUCAGGGCUGGGCUGAAGGCACUGGCCGGCGCGGGGUGUAAACUGCGCAUGAUGAAGCCGCUGGAUUUCUCCUACAGCUGGGACACGUUCGUAGAGCACGAGGAUCAGAAGUUCACUCCGUGGGAGGACUGCCAGGAGAACUAUGAAUUCUACCAGGAGAAGCUGGCAGACAUCCUGGAGUGAAUGAUCCAGUGGAGCUGAAGGAUCAGAUCAGAAUUGACUCCUUUCCAAACACCUUAAAGGGAGUGUGUGUGUCUGUGUGAGUGUGUGUGUCUGUGUGAAUGUGUGUGUGUGAGUAAGUGUGUGUGUCUGUGUGUG